AUGAAUGUUUCUUCUGGGAUGGGGAGCUCAAGUGGAAGCAGUUCAAUUGGGGCUAGAAGCCAAAGAAGGAUUGCUUCUCCAAGGUGUAAAUGCGGGAGGCCAAGUGUUGUUUACACUUCCAAAACUCAGAGAAACCCAAAUAAAGGAUUCUUUGGGUGCCUCAAUUCCAAGGAGAAGAAGCCAUACUAUGAUUUUUUUAGACGGGUGGCUGAUGUCAUUGAUGAUAUGAUGGAAGUGGAAGAUUGGAGAGUUAAUAAGCUGAAGUUGAAUAUAGCUGAAAUGGAAUUCAAGUUGAACUAUUUGGACAUGAUUCUGAAUGAUCAAUUGCAAGUUAAGGUGAAUGAGUAG
Molecule: messenger RNA, 348 nt
Organism: Gastrolobium bilobum
Lineage: Eukaryota; Viridiplantae; Streptophyta; Magnoliopsida; Fabales; Fabaceae
Exons: 2
Coding region: 1-348 (115 amino acids)
Source: RefSeq, a predicted model, not a curated record